AUGGGCUCAUUCAAGAAAAGGAGCUCAUCAAAGAACCUAAGGUAUUCAAUGAAAAGAAAGACAAGUAGCAAAGUGACACCUAUAGAGAUCGAAGACGUGCACGACGCCGAGGAGUUAAAAUCAGUAGACGCAUUCCGUCAAGCGCUUAUCCUCGACGAGCUUCUCCCGGAGAAACACGAUGACUACCACAUGAUGCUAAGAUUUUUGAAGGCCAGGAAAUUCGAUCUAGACAAAACCAAACUCAUGUGGACUGAGAUGCUUCGUUGGAGGAAAGAGUUUGGUGCUGACACGGUCAUGGAAGAGUUUGAGUUUAAAGAAAUCGAUGAAGUGUUGAAGUAUUAUCCUCAAGGACACCAUGGAGUUGACAAGGAAGGAAGACCUGUGUAUAUCGAGAGGCUUGGUCAAGUAGACUCUACCAAGUUGAUGCAAGUCACGACGUUGGAUAGGUAUGUUAACUACCAUGUUAUGGAGUUUGAGAGGACUUUCAACGUUAAGUUCCCGGCUUGCUCCAUCGCUGCAAAGAAGCAGAUUGAUCAAAGCACUACUAUUCUUGAUGUCCAAGGAGUGGGACUUAAAAAUUUCAACAAGGCAGCUAGGGACUUGGUUACUCGUCUUCAGGCGGUUGAUGGUAACAACUAUCCCGAGAGCUUGAACCGGAUGUUUAUCAUCAAUGCUGGUUCAGGAUUCAGGAUGUUGUGGAGCACGGUUAAGUCCUUCCUUGACCCCAAGACUACAGCAAAGAUCAAUGUUCUUGGCAACAAGUACCAAAGUAAGUUGCUUGAGAUAAUUGAUGAAAGUGAACUCCCUGAUUUUCUUGGAGGUACUUGUACUUGUGCUGACAGUGGGGGCUGUAUGCGCUCUGACAAAGGCCCAUGGAACAAUCCAGAGAUCAUGCAGAGAGUUAAGAAUGGUGAUCACAAAUGCACAAAGAGAUCCCAAGCUGAAAACGGUGCUGAGGAGACCAUCUUUGAGGUAAGUGAAUCUACAGCAGAGCAGGCUCCUGAAGAGGCAAAAGAUUCAGCAAAGCCCUCAGAUUCAGCACAGCCCUCUUCCUCUGACAUUGUCCCUGUUGCUCACCCAGCCUGGAACAAGCCAGAAGCUCACAAAUUUUCCCUCUCAAAGAAGGAAGUUUAUGCCAUCCAAGAAGCAUGCAACAACGCUACAAACGAUGGAGGGAGGUCACCCAUUUUCACCGGCGUCAUGGCUCUUGUGAUGGGUGUUGUCACCAUGAUCAGAGUGACUAAAAACGUCCCAAGGAAACUAACCGAGUCGACCUUAUACUCGAGCCCCAUGUACUGUGACGAUGCAUCAAUGAACAAGAGUGCAAUGCAGUCAGAGAAAAUGAUGGUUCCCUCAAUCUCAGGAGAAGAUUUCAUGGCCAUCAUGAAAAGAAUGGCUGAGCUGGAGCAGAAAGUAACCGUCUUGAGUGCACAGCCAACAACUAUGCCUCCAGAAAAGGAAGAGAUGCUUAACGCCGCCAUUAGCCGGUCCAAUAUAUUGGAGCAAGAGCUUGCUGCAACCAAGAAGGCUUUGGAUGAUUCUCUCGGUCGUCAAGAAGACCUCGUGGCAUACAUUGAGAAAAAGAAGAAGAAAAAGAAGCUGUUCAACUACUGGUGAACGAGGAAAAUAUAAAAGGGAAAGCCUCUUGACGAAGUAGAGGAUUAAUGGUUGGUUGAUAAUGGUUUAUUUUUGGUAUUCAAGGGUCUAAAUCAACUACACCAAGCGUAUUGUAAAAUCAAUUUCUUGUUUAUAUUUUAUUAAAGAAAUAUAACAGGAAAAAAUAGUUUUCUUAUUUCUCUGUGUAUAUUAUACUUUCUUACAAAUACAUGUAUAU
This is a messenger RNA of Eruca vesicaria subsp. sativa (arugula), 1834 nucleotides long. Lineage: Eukaryota; Viridiplantae; Streptophyta; Magnoliopsida; Brassicales; Brassicaceae. The record is from the annotation of a GenBank genome assembly.